AUGGCGAAGCCUACCCAUGGCUUCGAGUUUGAGAUCAACGGGCAGAAGUAUUCCCUCGAGACGGUGAAAAGUGAUAUUGAGAUCGAGACCUUUCCGCCCUGCCAGCUCUUUGGGGUGAUCCCGCAUCCUGUCGAUGUCCCGCUGAAAGAGGGAGAUGAAAUUCUGAACUUUACCAUCUGCCUUCUGGGUCUGGAAGGCGGUCGGAAAGUCAUUCCACGGCUCUCUGCCAAGGACUUUCUGGGAAAGCUUGAUACCUCUUAUGCUGGAGGCACAUCGGCUGAUGGCGAGGUCCAUGAGGUUUGGGCGGACUGGGAAAAGAGCGGAAGAAGCAGCAUCCGCAUUACUGGCUUCGAUAUCAAUGCUCGUGAG
Messenger RNA from Symbiodinium necroappetens, 369 nucleotides. The record is from the annotation of a GenBank genome assembly. Lineage: Eukaryota; Dinophyceae; Suessiales; Symbiodiniaceae.